Messenger RNA from Dermacentor andersoni, 1067 nucleotides. Its product is annotated as probable chitinase 10. The record is from RefSeq and is a predicted model, not a curated record. NCBI's taxonomy places the organism in Eukaryota, Metazoa, Arthropoda, Arachnida, Ixodida, Ixodidae.
ACGACAGCGACACCCGAUACACGGACCCCCACCACCAGACGGCCUGCGUGUUCCACGCAUCUGCCGACGGGAUGGCCAGCGACCCCCGCGUCCGCUUCGGCGUCUCCGGGUUUCCGUUCGGGCUGUGCCGCUUGGCGCUGUUCUGCUGCCCGCCGCUGGCCGCCAACCUGGAGCCGCGUCGCACCGACGCCCGGAUGUCGGAGUUCGCCACCCGAGCCCGGCGGGUCAACCGGUUCGUGCAGCCCCUCAUGAUGCUGGGCGACGGAUCGGCCGCCAGCUGGACGCCAAUCAUCGCUCUGCUGAGCGACGUAGCCGCGGGAAGACUGGCUCGCGACGUGGGCGACUGGUACAAGGCUCACAACUACACGGGCGUUGUCCUGCGCUGGCCAGAGGCCACGCUCACCACCCCGUGGCGCAUCGUGGCACCGCUGCUGCGAGGGCUUGCACAGCGACUCGACUCGGCGAGGCGCCACAUUCGCCUGGGAGUCGCGCUGCGCCAGGACAGCUACGGACCGGACUUGAAGCACAUCGUCUCCAGCCUUGGCAAGGUGUCCAUCUUCCUUUUGCCGCCCGCCAUGCCCCAGAACAAGUUUUACGGGCACACGAUACGCUUCUACAGCCAGACAACAUUGGACACCUUGUAUAGCCUCAACCUUCGCUUCCUCAGCCGUAACGUCGCCGACCACCUGUGUUACCUGUUCCCGGCCGACACUUACACUUACCGGGUGAAGCCGCCCGACACGACUCAAUCUCUCGGUCCCGGCAUCCAAGGUGACGUGACCAAGCACGCCGGACGCAUUGCGUACUUCGAGACGUGCCUCAUUGCGAGCACGUACUCGAAACACGUCACCGACUACGGCGUCGAGGCACUCCGGGCCGAUUCCUUUCUGGCGUACACGGAACCGCAGCUGCUGGGGCGCUUCGUCGACGACAUGCACAAGAAGGCGUCGGCCACUUGCGUGGGCAUCUGGAAUCCGCAGAUGGACGACUUUGGCGGCCUCUGUGGUUUAGGGAAAUACCCGCUCACUAGCGCCACCUUCCGCUUCUACAACGACACCCAUCACUAG